Molecule: messenger RNA, 987 nt
Organism: Microsporum canis CBS 113480
Lineage: Eukaryota; Fungi; Ascomycota; Eurotiomycetes; Onygenales; Arthrodermataceae
Exons: 2
Coding region: 1-987 (328 amino acids)
Source: RefSeq, a predicted model, not a curated record
AUGCCUAUAUCAACGUCAAGUCUUGCGGAUGACAAAUAUGUAUUCCCAUGCACUUAUGACACAGAGCAGCCGGUGUAUCUAGCUAAAUACAUAGUACAAUCCUGGAUGAAGCACCGAAAAGUUGGAUCGGAUAGUCGCCACCGCCCAUUUGAUAGUCACAUCGGAGUCCGAUACACCCAAAAGAUUAUCAUUGGCUCCCGCACACAGACUAACCUUUGGCAUUAUGAUGAAAAUGAGAGGUCAUCCCGUUCUCUUCAAAAUCGAGCUCAACACUUUUCUCUUCCACAAAGUCCUACUGAUAUCAUUAUUCACCUUUAUUUAAUCGGAUCCUUUCUUCGUCGCCGGUCUAUCUACACCCUCUAUCAUGAUAAAAUUCUAUACGGCAUUCCUGCCUCCCAUUGCUCUGAGCGCCAACACGGUCUUCGCUGCAGACGGAACUUGCGGAACAAAUUAGAAGAUGAAGAUUCUGGUUCAUCUGUCGAAGUUGACCAGGCACAGCGUGGUCCUACAGAAUUCUGUCUUCAAAACGCAUGCGUUGCAAAACUGAAGAGGAGAGGAGACUGCUCUGGCGGCAAACGUUGCCUUGCCCAGGAUUUCUGUGACCCCACGGAUAAUAUCUGUAAACUCAAGAAAAAGAGCGGUACAUGCAGCAUAAAUGAAGACUACAUCUGCAAAAUCUGUGUCAGGGGAAUGUACUUCUCAAAACAUACCUGUGCAAGUGACAAAGAUUGUUCUGAUGGGCUCACCUGCCGCUAUCCCUUACAACGCGCGUUUUCCGAGCAGGCAGUCCGAUCAUCUCUUUUGUUUUAUGCAGGGCUCGAGGCAGUUUUUCAAGGUCCGGGAGCCAUGCUGAGUUGGGAAACACGAGAUGCCAGUUUGGUGUUUGUUUGUACAGAUCCUUCCAUUGUACCAAGGCCACCGAUGGACUUUUCUGCCGUCGCAACUCGGACUGCAAGUCGGGCAAUCGUGAAGUUAUACUCACGAUAA